Bufo gargarizans (Asiatic toad) is the source of this 966-nucleotide messenger RNA. Its product is annotated as olfactory receptor 1496-like. Lineage: Eukaryota; Metazoa; Chordata; Amphibia; Anura; Bufonidae. The transcript is spliced from 2 exons. The record is from RefSeq and is a predicted model, not a curated record. Gene Ontology annotation, molecular function: G protein-coupled receptor activity; olfactory receptor activity. The coding region runs from base 1 to 966 and encodes 321 amino acids. Gene Ontology annotation, cellular component: membrane. Gene Ontology annotation, biological process: G protein-coupled receptor signaling pathway.
AUGCUCCAGAAUUAUUACACGAGCAAUGAGAUACUAAAAAAUAACUUUACUACUAUUUAUGAAUUUGUACUUUUGGGAUUUGAAAAUCUACAUAGCUUUAAAACUUUGCUAUUCUUUGUAUUUCUCAUUAUAUACAUUUCUACUGUGCUAGGAAAUAUGCUAAUAAUCAUAUUGGUAUCAACAUGUCCACAGAUUCAGUCCCCUAUGUAUUUUUUCCUAAGUCAUUUAUCUGCAUCUGACAUACUACUUACCACAUAUGCUAUACCAAAUAUGUUGUACGUUCUGUUGGAAGAAGGGAGUAUCAUAUCUGUCAGCGGCUGCCUCACUCAGUUCUACCUUAUCUGCGUUUCAACAAUUGUUGAAUGCUUUCUACUGAUGGUCAUGUCCUAUGAUCGCUAUCAAGCCAUUUGUAACCCUCUGCAUUAUAACUCUAUUAUGAACUUCAGAUUUUGCACCAUUCUUGCCUUCCUGUCCUGGUUUUUAGGCUCAGCAUGGCCAUUAAUUGCAGUUAUACCAGUAUUUAAUUUAUUUUUUUGCCAAUCCAAUGUCAUUGAUCACUUCUAUUGUGACUUUGCUCCAAUUAUGGAACUUUCAUGUUCAGAUACUUCACUUGUGGAAAAAGAAGUCUUCAUAAGCUCUUUCCCCACUGUUGUCCUUCCUUUUCUUUUUAUUAUUGUCACAUAUUACAACAUUUCCCAUACUGUUAUGAGGAUACCAACAACUGCUGGUCGAAGGAAAGCCUUCUCCACUUGCAGCUCUCACUUGGCGGUUGUAUCUGCUUACUAUGGGACAUUGAUAAUUAAGUACAUUGUUCCUUUUAGAGGGAAUUCUCACGUCUUAAAUAAGUCUGUAUCUCUUCUAUAUACAGUAUUUACCCCAUUUUGUAACCCCAUAAUAUACAGUCUACGAAAUAAAGAUAUUAAGAGCGCCAUGAAAAAAAUAUAUAUAGUGCCCUGGUCAUUAUGA